Mesitornis unicolor (brown roatelo) is the source of this 1680-nucleotide messenger RNA. RefSeq names its product cordon-bleu WH2 repeat protein (gene COBL). The record is from RefSeq and is a predicted model, not a curated record. Lineage: Eukaryota; Metazoa; Chordata; Aves; Mesitornithiformes; Mesitornithidae. Gene Ontology annotation, molecular function: actin monomer binding. The annotation marks the transcript as partial. Gene Ontology annotation, biological process: actin filament network formation; actin filament polymerization. The transcript is spliced from 10 exons. Gene Ontology annotation, cellular component: ruffle; neuronal cell body; actin filament.
AAUGAAAGCUCGUGCUCCUCCUCCACCAAAUCAACCCUUUGCAGCAAGUCGAAUUCACAGUGAGCACAAGUCACCUGCAGAGACAGCUGUAAUUUCUGAGCAGAGCCUUGUGAGCAUGAAGGAGAACAUGAUAAACAGAUCAGUGGACUUCACAGUCAUUUUACCCAGCGGGGUGGAGCAGAAGAGCACAGUACAAGGAAGUAAAGCUGUGAUGGACCUAUUGGUUGAUUUGUGCAGCCAGUAUCGCUUAAAUCCAUCCCAACAUAGUCUUGAACUGCAGUCUUCGGGAGCUCAACAGCCUCUGAGUUACAAGCCAAACACUUUGAUAGGAGCACUGGAUGUAGAGACAGUACUUCUGAAAGAGAAGGUUCCCGAAGAGAAGACGAAGCGACCUCUGCCAAGAGUCCCCGAGAAAUCUGUCAGGCUGGUAGUGAACUACCUGAAGACGCAGAAGGCUGUGGUUCGAGUUAGUCCAGAGGUGCCUCUCCACAGCAUCAUCCCAGCUAUUUGUGAGAAGUGUGAAGUCAGUCAGGAGCACGUUGUUCUUCUGCGAGAUGGCAUCACUGGGGAGGAGCUGGAGCUUACCAAGUCCUUGGAGGAGCUGGGGAUAAAGGAGCUGUACGCCUGGGACAGAAAAAGAGUUCCUCCGUCAAAAACUCAGUCUGAACCAUCUCUGAACUACAGAGAACCAAGUCGAAAGGCUUCAGUGAGCAAUGAUGCAAUAGAAAAAGAAAAGACAAGACUUCUGGGAUUGUUUAAAGCUGAUAGAAGAAGCAGCAAGACAGAAGAGCACUUGGGGAUGAACAGAGAUUGUGGUGAGGAGGAUGCUUUUAGUUCUGCAUCUACAAGUGAAGGAAGCUUGGAUGGUUUUUCCACAGCACCAAAUUCCCCUUCGGUGAAUUCUCGUUCCAGUAGCCUGGGUCCAUCACUGUCACUUGGUAACAUCUCAGGAAUGACAGCAAACCCAGAAGUGAAAAAGCGCAGAGCACCUCCUCCGCCAGUUGCGACACCUGCACUGCAGAACCUGGAGAUAAGUGGACAAGAAAAGACAGCAGCACAGAUUUCAAAAGGAGCAUCCCUAAACGAUUUACAGAAAAAGAAGAGGCGUGCCCCUCUUCCACCAACUGCAUCUGCUCCACCCACUCCUGCCAUGCCAAACAGGACAGAAGAGAGGGAAGACAAGAGGAAGAGCACAAUGGGUGAUGGACGGCAGGUGCCGCAAAAGCCUCCUAGAGGCACUCGUGGUCCACCCCAGUUAGUGAUCCCCCCACCCCCACCAUACCCUCCUCCUGACAGAGACAUUGUGGAUCCAACAGUCUGUUACAGAGAAGGAGAUGUUACAGCACCAACAGAGCUGGUACCUAAACAGAGCCUGCUGCCUGCACAUGAUGAUGUUAAUGUAGUGGAUGACGUAGUUCUGGAGCUAUCAGAGAUGGAAGAAACGGCAUCGGAAAGCAGCUGUUUUGCGUCUGAGGACACCACGGAAGACUCGGGCGUUGUGAGCUCCCCAUCUGACAUUGUAUCUUUAGAUUCACAAAAUGACAGUGUGAAGUUGAGAGACAUCAAGCUGGUCAAUGGCUACAUGGACUCCACUGAGGCAACUGCAAUGUAUGGCGCAGAGACGUGCCCUGUGAGGAACACCUACGGUGAUAGCGUGGGAUCUGACAGUGCUCCACAGAG